AUGGAUGUAAUCUUUCCUGUCGCCUCACCAAUAGUCAUCGAAGAUCUUCUCAAUGCUUGUUGGAUUUCAUAUUGGCAGCCAUAUGGACUUUUAUUCAAUCUUAAACAUGUCAUUUGGGAAGAUGAAUCUGUUGAAUUCGUUCGUGAGAGUAUCAUAGCUGAGCAUAAAGAACAGCAAAAACUUGCUGUUGAAUGGAUGGAAGAUGUGAUUACAAAUCCAAUCUAUGAUUAUAUUCAUUCGAACUCGGCUGUAGCAAAACCAUUUUCGGCUUAUACAUUAUUAAAUAGACCAAGGCAAACUUUAUUAAAUAUAACAGAUCAUAUUGUUAUCUCAAUACUGUAUGGUAAACAGGAUACAGAUCAUCGAGAAGGAAAAUUUUAUAUAGGCCAAAUUCUUUACCAUCUUUUGAGAUAUCAUCACCCACGUUUUCUCAUAACCCUAUGUGAAAAUAAUAAUACAAAUGAAGAUAUAUCCCAUGGUAUCAAUGUCAUUCGAAACUUAUUUCCUGUUUUCAUCGUUAAUAGUGUACCAAAGCCAUCAGCACCCGACGUAAAUACAUAUGAACGAGAGAAACAAGCACAUCUACAAUGCAUUCUUGCAAACUUUCAAUCAUUUCCAAAUCUUAAUCAUCUUCUAUUACUUCAAGAUGAUGCUGAACCAAUUAGCAAAGAUUUUACCUAUCAAUUAACUCGACUGAUUGAUGAUCGUGUUCAACAACAAUGGCCAUCAAAUAGCCGUCAGAAACAGCAGCCAGCAUUUAUUAAAAUUUACCAUCCGCGAUGGUUAAUUAGUUAUUUAAACCCAUCCAUUUAUCUGAUAAUUCAACUUCUAACAACAAGUUUUCUACUAACAUUCAUUGGAUACUAUUCGUAUAAAAUUUUGAUUAAAAGAAGAACUCCGUUGAAAUCGACUGAGCAUCAAUUGUGUUUACGACUAGCAUUUCGCAAUAUUAUCUUUCUUCCGAGGAUGGUUACUCGAACUAGGAUCUGCUGUCUUGCUUAUUUCUUUCUCAUAAUUAUCAUUCUUAUUUUAAUUGAUCAUACAAAUUUUGCCUGGUCGUGGCGUUCAUUGCAUCCGUCACUUUACGCAAUUUAUCCUGCACCAUCAUGUUGUUUGCCCGGAGUACUCUAUUUCGGACAAACUUACACUCAAGUUGUUGACUAUUUAAAUCAAGUAGAAUGCCAUAGAAAAUAUGCUAUCGAUACAGCAUUUGAUGAUCUACCACGACGUACCAAUCUACGAACAUAUCUUGUCGAACCAAAUUUAGUACAUCAUAUCGGUCUUUAUUCGAGACUUCGACGAUCGUAUAUUAACCCGUUUUUACUCGACUGA
Messenger RNA from Adineta ricciae, 1332 nucleotides. The record is from the annotation of a GenBank genome assembly. Lineage: Eukaryota; Metazoa; Rotifera; Eurotatoria; Adinetida; Adinetidae.